This is a messenger RNA of Hemiscyllium ocellatum (epaulette shark), 2581 nucleotides long. It is a transcript of the gene cdca5, whose product is annotated as cell division cycle associated 5. The coding region runs from base 62 to 802 and encodes 246 amino acids. Lineage: Eukaryota; Metazoa; Chordata; Chondrichthyes; Orectolobiformes; Hemiscylliidae. The transcript is spliced from 6 exons. The record is from RefSeq and is a predicted model, not a curated record.
AGGCGGGAUUUUUUGAAGGUGUUGUCGGUUGGUGGGAUUGGCGCGAGCUGUCCUGGCGGUAAUGGCGGAGGUACGGAGCGUACCCGGAGGGAGCAGGGACUCCCCUCGUAAUCCCGAUUUGGAUCCACCAGCAAGGAGAAAGUCUGACAGAUUGUCGGCGACACGGAAAGAUGAAGGCUCACAGGCUCCAGUGGUCAAACGUUCAAUCGUUCUGAAGAAGAUCGAACCCCAGAAAAAUGUGCUUGCUAAAUCCAUCACUGCAACACCGAAACGCAGCUCCCGGGUUUCCCCAAAGACUGUGAAGGAGAACGCCGGCGGAGACUGGGCGAGUGUGGCCGACCAAGAGGCGGCGCGGGGCAGCGCCUCGCCCCCUGCCCAGGACGCUGAGAGAGGCGCGCUGAUGUCCCAGAAGGUGCGGCGCUCAUACAGCCGCCUCAGCCCCUACGGCAUCCACCUCCCGAGUGUGGGCGGUGGGGCUUCGGACACCUCCACACCGAACGGGGAGGGGGAGGGAGCUGCCUCCCGCAGGUCCCUCUUCGGCUUCGGCAGGCUCCUGGCCGGCGACACCGCACCGGGCGUCUCGCCGGUGAAACGCCCCCUGACCCCUGAGGUGGAGAAGCCUCUCCUUUCCACCGGCUCCCUCGCCCAGCUGGACCUGAACAUCCCUGGUGUGGCCGUGGCCAAGGAGAAGAGGAAGAAACGCAAAGUCCCCCAGAUCGAGAAGUCGGAGUUGGACGAGUGGGCCGCUCAGAUGAACGCUAGCUUCGAAGAAGCGGAACGCUUUGAUUUGCUUGUGGAGUGAUGAGGAAGGGGAGCUGCUCGCUGUCUUGCAGAACGCUUCAGUUUUCAGAUGGAUUCAAAGCAGCAUGAACCUCGAGAAAACAGGACUGUCCAGAGAAGCGCCGAACUCUUUACCGGUAGGUCGUAGGGAUGUCGAAGGCAGAAGAGCCAGUCGCUCCACACAUACCUCUUGCGGUGAACAACUGCAGUUCCUUUUCAGGGGUACUCCUUCCCCCUUGGAGCACUGCCGUUUGUAGACAUGCUUGUCAACGUAGAAUCUCCACUGCCGGCUGCUGCUGUCUGACAUUAACCAUUGCAGUUCGCUGGUAACAGCAAGGUUCAAGUGUUGGUAUGUGUGUCUUCUCUCUCUCUCUCUCUCUCUCUCUCUCAGUAUUAACAGUGUGACUGACUCGCUGCAAACAAACCUGGCGUCCUCCUGCUACUGGAAACUGUUUGGGUCAAAUGUUUAUUUUCCUAACCACUAAAUCUGACAUGGAAAUAUGGCCUGGCUCAUACUGUGUCUGGAGAGACAGGGCAAUGCUUUUGGGUUGGAGGUUGGACUGCCUCACCCAGAAUCACUUAACCUGUCGCUUCAUUCCUCUGCUCACUUGCUCCCUAUUUUUUUUGUUUUAAAUAUACAAUUUCUACAUUGCUUGACUCUAUAACUGGAGAAAAAUGAUCAGAUGUCUUUUUUUUUUAAGAAAAGGAACACACCCACGUGUACUUUUAAGAAGCUGAUGUAUAAUCAAACCCAGAAACUGCCAGUACGGUCUGUCUGUGUGUCUCUGUAUUCUCUCUAAGAGUGGAGCCGAAUCCUUCCUUUGCUGAUUGAUAGGUGAUUGACCUUGGUUAGUGUUGAAUGUACUUGAUGUCCUUUUUUUAUUUAUAGUUGUUCCCACCCUGACCAUACCUGCCAAGCUGGAUGUGGCUUUAAUACUGUGUGUGGGGAGCCCACAUGAUUAUGUUCGAGUGGGUUUUCAUUUUGUCUGCCACUCAGUGUUGGCCCUAGCUGCCUACUCGCUUUAGACGUGAGCUGGCUGGGGCUGGGGCUGGCGCCAGGUUAUCUGAAACACACUACAUGUCAUCCUGAGUCAAACAAGACGCUCAGUCAAUAUUAUCGACAUCCUGUUAUUCAGAAUCGACUGAAGAAAACAUCGUGUUCCCUCUGUCCUGUUCCCUCCAGAGUAUAGUUGUUGUGUCAAUAGGAAGAGUGUUUUCUUGUUCGGAUUUCAGUCAAGCUGAGAGAAAUGUCAGCAAAGUUCAUGUCCAUUGAACCUUGACCUCUGCCCAGCAGCAUAACCAGCCAUCUUGUCUUCCCAAGUGGAGGCGGUUUCUAGGUUUACUCCAGCGACAUGCUGGUGUUUGUGGUUCAGUUGCUGUUUGGAUCAUGGGGUUGGCUAUUUCAGUGGGUGAAUUAAUGUCUGCUCACCUUGAGCCCUGGUGGUAAAUGAUCAGCUGAAUUCUCUUUCUAGUAAAUGAUGUAUGCUCCAUGCUGAUUCUUUCCAAAUCAAAUGCAGUAUGAAACUCUGUUGGUGAUUUUUUAAAAAAUGUUAUAAUGGAACUGGAUUUUACCCGUCGUCCAUUUACAUGAGAACAGUUAAACUCUUCCGCAGUUUUUUGUAACUGUGUGGUUAGCAGACUAGCUGUGAGAAAGUAGGUAGGGCUGCGUUGUCGGGAACUUAAUGUUGACCUAAUGGUGUAGGUAUGGAAGCUAUGUCAGACAUCAGUGAUAUUUGGUAUGUUAUUGUAUGUGUUAAUUAAGGAGGUAAUGAACUGCAAUAAAAAGGCGUUGUGCUUUUGA